CGGCGGAGGAGCGUGAACCACAAUGCUGCGGCGGCAGGCUCGGCAGCGCCGUGAGUACCUGCAGCGCCGAGCACAAGAGGAGCAACUGCGGCGGCAGGAGGAGAAGAAGCAGAAACUGAGACAGGCACUGGAUGAGAACCGUCUGUUGCCCACGGAGCUGCGGCGUGAGGCCUUGGCCCUGCAGAAGGAGCUGGAGUUGGACACCCCAGGGCUGGAUGGCACUGGCAGCCAGGAUGAUGAGUACCGCUGGGCAGGUCUGGAGCCCCCCAAGGUGAUGGUAACCACAUCCCGGGAGCCCAGCUCGCGGCUCCGUGUCUUUGCCAAGGAGCUGUGCCUGCUGCUGCCUGGUGCCAGGCGCAUGAACCGCGGCCGGGCAGAGCUGGGGGCCCUGGUCGGGGCCUGCCAGGCUGCGGGGGUCAGCGACCUGCUGGUGGUGCAUGAGACUCGCGGCCGGCCUGAUGGGUUGGUCCUGUGCCACCUGCCCCAUGGCCCCACCGCUCACUUCACUCUCAGUGGCGUCAUCCUGCGGCAGGAGGUUGCGGGCCUCGGGGGGGCUCCUCUGGCUGCUCCCCACCUGCUGCUGCUCCACUUGGACUCCCCCCUGGGCCGAAGGAUUGGGACCAUCCUGAAGCAUCUCUUCCCUGUGCCCCGCCCAGACAGCCACCGAGUGGUCACCUUUGCCAACCAGGACGACAUCAUCUUGGUCAGGAACCACGUCUACAAGCGCCAGGGUAGGACCGUGGAGCUGGAGGAGGUUGGACCCCGGUUCCAGCUGCGCCCCUACCUGAUUCGCCUGGGCACACUGGAGCAGGGCGAUGCUGCCGACGUCGAGUGGCGCUGGCACCCCUACACUGCCACUGCCCCCAAGCGCCGCCUGCUCAGCACCACCUGAGCUGGGCCUUGGCACCCUGCUGAUGCUUGGGUGCCUUCCUGGACACCUGGAGACCCUCUUGGAUUCCUGAGUUCCCUCUUGAUGUUUGGGUCCUCUCCUGAUACCUGGGUGCCCUUGUGAUGCUUGGGUGUCCUUAUGGACAGAUGGGUGGUCCUGAUGCCUGGGACCCCUCCUGGGCACCUGAGUCCCCUCCUGGUCCCCGUCAAGAUGUUGGGGUCCCCUCCUGGUGCUGCCCGGGUCCCUCAGGCUCAGCUUUUC
This is a messenger RNA of Indicator indicator, 1150 nucleotides long. It is a transcript of the gene IMP4, whose product is annotated as IMP U3 small nucleolar ribonucleoprotein 4. The coding region runs from base 23 to 892 and encodes 289 amino acids. Gene Ontology annotation, molecular function: snoRNA binding; rRNA primary transcript binding. Gene Ontology annotation, biological process: rRNA processing. NCBI's taxonomy places the organism in Eukaryota, Metazoa, Chordata, Aves, Piciformes, Indicatoridae. Gene Ontology annotation, cellular component: nucleolus; Mpp10 complex; small-subunit processome. The transcript is spliced from 9 exons. The record is from RefSeq and is a predicted model, not a curated record.